AUGGCCAAAACCGCAAAAGUCAAGAAGCGCCAAGUCACAAUCCACUCCCGCGCCGCCCGCCGCGCAACCUCCCCCUCCCUCUCCCUCCCCCUCUCUGCCCAACCACCCACCCACACAACCCGAGACUCAACCUCGCCCUCGCGCCCCUCCACCCUAAACCCGCACGCCCUCGCCGCCAAAGACGCCGGCAUCCAAAAGCGCCAGAAAAAAACCUCAAACAUGACGCGUGCGCAGCGGCUGCGCCACCAAAAGGGACUUGAACGUGCGGAGGAGAAUAUGGAUAAAUUGGCGAGUAAGCGGUUGAAGAGUCUCGGUAAGGGCAGGAAGGUGACGGAGAGGGCGAAGGGGUGGGAGGAUAUUAAUGGGGAGGGGGGCAAGAAGGGGAGGAAGAGUGUAGUGGGGGAUGGGGAUGUGGAGGCGAAGAGGGGGGAGAGGGAGUGGGGUGGGGAUGAGGAUAUGGAUGAGGCGGGUGAUACCAAGGACGUGGAUGUUGCGACAGCGCAGAGUGCAGCGGUACCUGAGGAGGUGGAUGAGAUGUUGUAA
This is a messenger RNA of Bipolaris victoriae FI3, 543 nucleotides long. RefSeq lists its product as hypothetical. Bases 1 to 543 code for a protein of 180 amino acids. The transcript is spliced from 2 exons. Gene Ontology annotation, cellular component: nucleolus; preribosome, large subunit precursor. Lineage: Eukaryota; Fungi; Ascomycota; Dothideomycetes; Pleosporales; Pleosporaceae. Gene Ontology annotation, biological process: ribosomal large subunit export from nucleus. The record is from RefSeq and is a predicted model, not a curated record.